AAUUGCCAACUCUUUCCCCUUAGAGAGAGAAACAAACAAACAAAAAAAAUCUAGAGGGAGAAUAAGAAACGCGACGUCCACAACAAUGCCGAGCAAGCUGAAAAAAGCGAUUGGAGCGGUCAAAGACCACACGAGCAUCAGCCUCGCCAAAGUCGCCACCGGAGCCAACGGAGGCGGCGAUCUCACCACCCUCGAGGUAGCCAUCCUCAAAACCACGAGCCACGACGAGGACGUCCCGAUCUACGACCGCCUCGUCUCAGACAUCCUCGCAAUCAUCUCCUCGAAGAAAUCGCACGCCGCCGCUUGCGCCGCCGCCAUCGGACGCCGCAUCGGACGAACAAAGAACUGGAUCGUCGCGCUCAAAUCCUUAGUCCUCGUCCUCAGGAUCUUCCAAGACGGAGCCCCUUACUUCCCUCGCGAAGUCCUCCACGCCAUGAAACGCGGCGCGAAAAUAUUAAACCUCUCAACCUUCCGCGACGAUUCGAACUCGUGCCCUUGGGAUUACACAGCCUUCGUCCGCACCUUCGCGCUAUACCUCGACGAGCGGCUCGACUGCUUCCUAACCGGGAAAUUACAAAGACGUUACACUAACCGGGACCAAACCGGACGAAUAACCACCUCCAAAUCCCGGUUUAGUCCUAAAUUAAAUGAACCGGCGGUUAGAGACAUGAAACCGGUUAUGCUCCUCGACAAGAUCACGCACUGGCAGAGGUUGCUAGACAGAGCCAUCGCGACGCGGCCGACGGGAGACGCGAAAGCCAACAAGCUCGUGAAGAUGUCUCUCUACGCCGUCGCGCAGGAGAGCUUCGACCUCUACAGAGACAUCUCCGACGGGUUAGCUCUUCUCCUCGACAGCUUCUUCCAUCUCCAGUACCAGUCUUGCAUGCACGCGUUUCAAGCGUGCCUUCGAGCUUCGAAGCAGUUCGACGAGCUCAACGGAUUCUACGAUCUCUGCAAAUCCAUCGGCGUGGGGCGCACGUCUGAGUACCCUAGCGUUCAGAAGAUCUCGUUAGAGCUUCUCGAGACGUUGCGGGAGUUUUUGAAAGAUCAGUCGUCGUUUCCGCCGCCGCCGAAUAGUCUUCUUCCUCCUCCGCAGCCUCAGGUGACGGUUUCAAGCUCGCCUGAGGCUUCGGAGAGGUACUGGGACUGUGGGGGGUCGUUUCGGAGUACUUCUUUGGAGGAUUUGAUGAGCAGGACUGAUGCGGGGACUAGUAGUCCUCCGAUGUCGUGUCAGUCAGAGCCUUACGGAGGAGGGAGAGAUGAUCUUAACGGGAAUAACUUCGAUACGGUUUCGACUAAGUCUCUUCCUAACAAUCCAUCUGUUUCUGCCAAAGAGAAGAAGAAGGAAGAAGAUGCAAAGGUGGACGAGGCUUUUGAUCCUUGGGAGGCGUUGAUGUUGCGAGAUGAUCCGAGGAAGAACGUAGAAACGAUUACAACCUCUGAGGAUCAGAGAGAUUCAGGGAACUGGUUGCUUGCGCUGGAAGAAACAGCUACGCAAGUACAUGAUACUAACCCUAUGGCGAUAGUACCAUCAGGGAACUGGUUGCUUGCGCUAGAAGAAACAGCUACGCAAGUGCAAGAUACUAACUCGAUGGCGAUAGUACCGUUCGGAUUAGAUAAUCCGAUGCCUGCGUUGCAAGCCACUACAGACCAAUACAAUCCAUUCUUGGAGGAUACAGCUACUGCGCCGUUAGCUGCGGAGUCAGACUUUCAGCCUUUAGCUGGAGAACUGAUGACCACGUUCAAUGCCUUGGCUGUGACGGAGUUUCAGCCGGAACCGACGUUUCAGGUGAACUUUCCUGAAGAUUUUGAGCCGUCGUCUACGCCAACGUUCAAGGCCAUAGGGAAUUUGCCGGAGAAGUGUGACCCAUUUGCAACAUUUGAGAGUUUUGGGUUCGGAGAGACUGUUUCGGAAAAUGGAGGGGUAAAUCAGCAAUCUGUGUUGCAAGAACAGCAGUUAUGGUUGCAGAAUCAAAACAAGAUCAUGGCUAAGCACUUGAUAUGAUCUUAAUUUGGCUAGACAGAGAUUGAGAUGCUUCUUUUGAUAAUUUUCUUUUGUUAAAUUGUAAGCUGAACUGUAACUAUUUUUUUCAUAACUAGGAGAAGAGUGAAAUACAACAAUUGUUUGAUUUUUCUGCUCAACACACUAGGA
Messenger RNA from Brassica oleracea var. oleracea, 2152 nucleotides. Its product is annotated as clathrin coat assembly protein AP180. Gene Ontology annotation, cellular component: clathrin-coated vesicle; clathrin-coated pit. NCBI's taxonomy places the organism in Eukaryota, Viridiplantae, Streptophyta, Magnoliopsida, Brassicales, Brassicaceae. The coding region runs from base 86 to 2005 and encodes 639 amino acids. The record is from RefSeq and is a predicted model, not a curated record. Gene Ontology annotation, biological process: clathrin coat assembly; vesicle budding from membrane; clathrin-dependent endocytosis. The transcript has a single exon. Gene Ontology annotation, molecular function: clathrin heavy chain binding; 1-phosphatidylinositol binding; phosphatidylinositol-4,5-bisphosphate binding.